Molecule: messenger RNA, 891 nt
Organism: Artibeus jamaicensis (Jamaican fruit-eating bat)
Lineage: Eukaryota; Metazoa; Chordata; Mammalia; Chiroptera; Phyllostomidae
Exons: 2
Biological process (GO): RNA splicing
Cellular component (GO): nucleus; exon-exon junction complex; catalytic step 2 spliceosome
Source: RefSeq, a predicted model, not a curated record
AUGAGGGUUGAGCCUUCAGAGGGCUUUCUGCAGACAAAAAUUGCUUUGGCCAGUGAUUUCUACUGGUGCUUCUACAUUGGGCACAAGGGCAGGUUUGGACACGAGUUUCUGGAGUUCGAGUUCCAGGCAGAUGUAAAACUUAGAUAAGCCAACAACAGCCAUUAUAAAAAUGAUGUCAUGAUCGGAAAAGAGGUCUGCAUACACAAGAGUAUAAUGGAAGAAAUGAUGAGAAUUAUUGAUGACAGUGAAAUUACAAAGGAAGAUGAUGCUUUGUGGCCUCCCCCUGACAGGGUUGGCCAACAGGAGCUUGAAAUUAUAACUGGAGAUGAACACAUUUCUUUUACUACAUCAAAAAUAGGUUCUCUCAUUGAUGUAAAUCACUCAAAGAAUCCCGAAGGACUUCAAGUAUUUUACUAUUUGGUACAGGACCUGAAAUGUUUAGUUUUCAGUCUUACUGGAUUACAUUUCAAUAUUAAACAAUCUAAAUUAUAUGUUUUUGAAGCUGUUUUUAUAUUUAAUCAAGGGAUUGGUUGCAACCGCCAGUUCCCAAAGGAAAAACUGAUUGACACAAACGUCACAUGGGCAUCUGCACUAAACACAAACACAUGCACUUCAAACAUUGACACAACCACCCAACAGAAAGACAACCUACUACCCAGGGAACACACCAGAGUAACGCUGGGGACGUUAAAGAGCGACUAUUUCCGGUCAUGCCCGCGAGUAAGAAGUGCCACAAACCUUCUCCUCUGCUUAGGGGAGGGUUCUCGCGACGUGGGUGCUCUCUCCUUCGCCAGACUCACCCAUCAACCACAGGAAGCUGCCGAGGGUACUCGUAAAUCACCUCACCAGGGCGCAGCCACGUUGGAGAAGACUGCACUACAUUUCCCAUGA